GCGGUCAUUUCUUUUCUACCACGAGGUUGACGAGGAGAAGACACAGAUGGCGACAGAGGGCGGUGGGGCCGGCUACUUUGGAAGAGAGAGAGUGAGAGUGUGUGAAAUUGAUUAGAUUAAUUAGGUUAGAUCGAGGAAGAAGAGGACGAGGGCCAAAAGGAAGGGCCAAAAAUGGGGUUCCCGCCCAUCGCUCCUCUUGAAAUCUUAUAGGGGACUGGUGAGCGAGAGAGAGAGAGAGAGAGAGGGAGAGGGAGGAGGAGGGAGAUGUGGGUGAGCUCUCAGAGCUCUGGGGCGUCGCAAGGAGAUGGACACGCCAGAUCGGAGCAAGAUCGCGGGGACGCCGCUGUCCAAGUUUGAGGAGUCACCAAUCUUUAACUUCAUCAAUAAUUUGUCUCCUAUCCAGCCCGUCAAGUCAAUAGAUUCAGUACAUAUUGCACAUACAUAUCAGUCAUUGAACUUUGCUUCUCUUUCUUCCAUAUUUAGUUCACCGCAUGCCAACCCUCCAAGGGAAACUAGGGUUUUGUCAAGGCCACCUUUCACGGACACCACUAAACAAGAGAAUUUUGCAUCCAAUGUGGGUGAAAGUAACCUAUGCUCAGAGGUUUCUGAUGCUGUUAGGCCAUCCAGAUUCACUGCCAGCACACGGGGAAAUUACACUACAUGUUCACUUAAUGAGGCUGCUCUUGAUCCAUCCGAUCAAUGUCCAAGCCUCCAUAGUCCCUUUCCUCAGUCAACACAAUACAAUUCUGGUAGUCCUGACCAUAAUAUGCCAACACACUUUGGCAUUAAGAUGGAUCCUAAUUUAGACAUAGGCCAUACGCCAGUGGAAAUUCACCUUGUUCAAAAUGGUGGAGAAAGGCGAAAAAUUUUAUUUGCUAUGGAGGCUGGGUUUCAGGGGAAUCAUCCACAUGAGUUGAACAAAGAUGAAGUGGUAGGGUGUGACUGGGAAAGUUUAAUCUCCGAUGAUGUAGAAAGUUUGUUGAUUUUCGAUUCAUCGACAGAAUCAGAGGCCCACAAUGAAGUGGGUGAGAAAGGCAUGGACUGUGAUGGAAAUUCCUUGGUUUCUGUGUUGUCAAAUUGCACAGAGAACGCUGAUCAUCAACAGGCAACACAACCUGAUAUCUCCCUUGGAGCUUUUGUCCAUAAUGUCAACCAAGAUCCUUCUCUGAAUUCUAAUGAAGAUUCUAGGAAGGAAAAUGAGACAGAUCAUGCCACAAAUUUGCUGUCAGGCACUUGCCAGGCUCAGGUUGACUGCCACCAAAAACGUGGCAUGCACAGACGCUGUUUGGUUUUUGAAGUAGCUAGUGUUUCUAAAAGGAAUAUGUACAGUGACUUGGACCUCAAUCCUUCAACUUCUUUUCCAUCCAAAGGCAAGAGAAUUUGCGAUGGCAACAACUUGGAGCCUAAAAUUAGUAGGUCACUGUGUGCUUUAUCUGGUAUUGGGUUACAUUUGAACACUCUUGCUACAACAUCAAAGGAUAGAAUGGUCAACAAAGAGACUCUUUCUACUGGGAAACAACCGAUCAGUAUCCCAUGCUCUAUUGAUCCCUUUCCAUCAACAACAGCAGAGGACAACAGUCUGAGGAAGCCCUUCUCUGCUGAAAAGGAUCUUCGUCCUAGCGGUAGUGAACUUGACCCUCAGAUUAUAUCUUAUGAUGCUCCAAAGGAUGGCAAACCAAAUAAUAGUGAGGAGCUAAAUCAAGGUAGUCCAAAAAAGAAGAGACGCAAGUCAGAAAAUGGAGGUGAAAGUGAAGGAUGCAAGCGUUGCAACUGUAAGAAGUCAAAAUGUUUGAAACUCUACUGUGAGUGCUUUGCUGCUGGAGUUUACUGUUCUGAGCCCUGUUCAUGUCAAGGAUGUUUUAACAAGCCAAUCCACGAGGAGACAGUCCUGGCUACUCGCAAACAGAUAGAAUCUCGCAAUCCACUUGCAUUUGCCCCAAAAGUAAUUCGAACAUCUGAUUCUGGUCUGGACAUGGGGGAUGAUGAUAAAAAGACUCCUGCUUCGGCACGGCAUAAAAGAGGGUGCAAUUGCAAAAAGUCAAAUUGCCUGAAGAAAUACUGUGAAUGCUAUCAGGGUGGUGUUGGAUGCUCAAUCAGCUGCAGAUGUGAAGGAUGUAAGAAUUUGUAUGGAAGAAAAGAUGGCAUUCUGCCAGGUGUUGAAGAAAUUGAACAAGUGGAGAAAGAACCUGAUGUUUGUGAGAAGGAAAAUGAAAGUUCAGAUGAUGUUCAACUUCACCAUGCCACUAAUGUUCAGGUUGAUGAGCAUCAUACCUAUGGAGAAGUUCUACCCAUAACACCUUACCAACAUUGCAGUAUAUAUAUUACUUUCAGGUUGUCUGUUGAACUGCCAUUUUCUUCAAGUGCAAAGCCCACACGACCUACUAAGCUUUCCAUUGGACGUUCUCCUGGAUUAUAUGGCUUUCACAUGCUUCAGAAGUCUGAAAUCAUUCUCCCCCAACCCAAGUUCGAAAACAAAGGCAGCACAGUUCUUGAGGAUGACACUCCAGCUAUUCUAAAACCCAUUGCAUCACCAACCAUGGGUGUAAAUAUUUCCUCCCCUAAUAGAAAGAGGGUGUCACCUCCACACAAUGGAGGAGUUGGAUCAUCACCACCAAACCGUAAAGGUUGCAGGAAACUGAUACUGAAAUCUAUCCCCUCCUUCCCUUCACUUACUGGUGAUGCAUCCACUGAGAGCCCAGUGAACUAUUCCAACAGCUGACGGAUCCUUGGUAUCAUUUCGACAGAUUAUUCUCUUUCGAUUCCAUGCUUUGUAUCUGAAAUAUUUGUAGAAUUGGCUGCCUGCCUGCCUGCAUGAGUUUGAUGUGGUCAUCGGUUUGCUGCCGCCGCAGUGGUCGUAUGAGACUCUUAACACUUUGGCAAACUCAAGCAGUCCGUCUCGGUAAAGAUAAAAUGUUUUAUUACGAGUAGUCGUGUUGAAGUAGCAGACAGCUUGUUCUACAGUAUACCUUGUAACGAGAUGUUGUUCGACAUUCCUGUAUGUUUAUUACGGAGGAUCUUUCUACAUGUCUCUACCUUGAUCCUAUGGUGUAUA
Messenger RNA from Musa acuminata subsp. malaccensis (wild Malaysian banana), 3052 nucleotides. Its product is annotated as protein tesmin/TSO1-like CXC 3. Gene Ontology annotation, molecular function: DNA-binding transcription factor activity. The record is from RefSeq and is a predicted model, not a curated record. Lineage: Eukaryota; Viridiplantae; Streptophyta; Magnoliopsida; Zingiberales; Musaceae.